Aspergillus alliaceus is the source of this 558-nucleotide messenger RNA. RefSeq lists its product as uncharacterized. The record is from RefSeq and is a predicted model, not a curated record. Lineage: Eukaryota; Fungi; Ascomycota; Eurotiomycetes; Eurotiales; Aspergillaceae. The coding region runs from base 1 to 558 and encodes 185 amino acids. The transcript has a single exon.
AUGGCCACUGGCCCUCGCCCUAAGGAGGAAUAUGUGGCAGAGCCUCUACUUCUUCCAGCCUGGGUUAACCCGGAUCUCGAUCGUCUCAUGGUCGUCCACAAGGAAAUGGAAGACAGCUACUUCCGGUCCUGGGCCGAGUCCAAAGUCGACUUGCCCGCUGGAGCCGUCUUUGCCCGCAUCAAUGGCAUAACGCCUACUUCCAAGCAGGACUACGCCACAGUGCAGAGUGGGCUUAACUUGCACUUUAUCUGGAACUCUGAUCUUUACUACUGUAAUCAUUCAUGUGCGCCAUCUCUAGAAUGCGACACGUCGACAUGGGAAAUGAGAGUCAGUCGCGACAGACCUCUCAAGAAGGGCGACAUAUUAUCGGUCUUUUACCCGAGUACUGAGUGGACCAUGGACCGAGAAUUUGAGUGUUGGUGUGGUGCUGGGGAGGGAAAGUGUUGUGGAAUCAUCAAAGGAGCUAGAGAUAUGGAUGACCGGGAUUUGCAGCGAUUCUGGCUCAACGAUCAUAUCCAUGAUAUGCGUAAGCAGGAGGCAAAUAGGCGCAUUGAUUAG